UUUUAUAAAAACGUGUGAAUGUUCGCAUUAAGAAGUUUCGCUGUUAGUAUUUGAAUGGAAAUGUAGCUGUUUGCUGAACCUGCUCGUCUUCUGAAAGAAAAAUAUAUUAUAAUGGCUGAAGAGAACGCUGAAAUCUCUGGAUUUUUAGACGUUAAAUAUCUUGGUGGUAAAUAUAAAGUUCAUAAGGUGAGAAAGAGGACAUUAGCUCCUUGGAAGGUUUGGGAGAGACAUUGGUGUUCUAUUAAAAAACUAGGCCCUGGUUUGGGUGUCAAAGUACAACUUGAUUAUGGCAUUAGCAACGGUGGUACUACAUCACCGAAUGGCAGAGACAAUUCAGUAAUAAUACCGUCGGAUGCUAUUAUUUGUCGUACACAAUCUAGAUCGAAACAGUUUGCCUUUGGUAUAUUCCCUGUCAAAGAAAGAAAGCCAUUGUUGUACCUGGCUGGUAAUUCAGAGACAGAGUCACAACGUUGGAUAGCAAAUAUUAGACAGCUAUUAAGACCCAGAAGGCAUCUGUUUGUGCCAGGAUCUCAUAGUAUAUCUGUAAUAGAUAAUGUGCAUUCAAAAGCAUCAGGAUUGACUGGGCUAUAUGGUGAUUUGAUAGCUAGUACGAUAGGAAUCUUUGUAAAAGAUGUUUAUACGGGUGAAGUAAUACAAAAUCUUCAGUGGCAAGAAGUUAAUCAUUUUCAUCUAAUUACGGUAGGUCGACCAGAGGAUGUUAAAUGUAUUUGUGUGAUUCAUACGACUAAAGAAUUCUGUGGAGGGGUUGGCGAGCUUCAUAUAUUUUGUUUAGAAGCUAGUAGAUUAUUGCAAGAUUUAGUGACUCAGGGUCGUGGUCCGAAAAAUAAAAUCAAUCGAAGACCACUGAGCCUAAGCGAAGGUGAUCUUAGAAUUUCGAUACGCGAGGAACUGCCGCGAAAGAUAAGCAAAAAUAGAGACAGUAACAUAGCAAACGAAGAUAUAAGUUCUAAGAUACAUAGCAAAAUGACGGAAAACGUCUAUCAACCAGAACCAGCUAGUGUUCCAAAUAUUAGUGACAAUUUAGAUGUGCCCAACUUUCCAUAUAAUAGAAGGAUUUCAGAUAUCUCAAUAGCGUCUGGAAUUUAUGAGGAAAUUGCAGAUGAGAUGGACAGUAGUAAAGCAACUACUUCGCAUUUCUAUAUGGAUCGAUUAUUUUAUAAUCAUCAAUCAGAAGAACCGCCGCCUUUACCUCCACGACAAAGAUGUGCCUCAGAAUCCAUGAAGGGUACUAGGUCGCAAGAUAUUUUAAUUUGUGAACGCAACAUUAUGUCUGUAACGUCUACUCGAAGCUCCGUGCUAGGCGAAGGAAACGCUUUUGCAAUAGAAAAAAUAAUGGACACUUGUAAUUAUGUUCCAAUGUCGCCUCGAUUAAAAGAUAUCACCCUACAUCAACUACAGACACAGGCAUCUCUGCAAGAAAAUGACUAUGUUAUCAUGCGAUGAGCAGUUCAACAAAAGCAGUGAGCAUGUUUUUCUGAAAAAAAAAAGAAAAAAUUAACUGACAUUUAGUAUCUA
Molecule: messenger RNA, 1536 nt
Organism: Colletes gigas
Lineage: Eukaryota; Metazoa; Arthropoda; Insecta; Hymenoptera; Colletidae
Exons: 4
Coding region: 112-1464 (450 amino acids)
Source: RefSeq, a predicted model, not a curated record